AUGUCCGUGGCUGUGGUCCUCGGGGAGGAAGAAGUGCUCAUAGAGGCAGUAUCCGGCGAAGAGGACGGUGGCAGUUCCCAAGCCGGGGAACAGGCCCUUGAAGCGGUUCCAUCGAGUGAAGGGGCCGGUGUAUCGCCAAGCCUCGCUGCGGAGGGAGAAAUCAGCUCAUUCACGUACUUCCGAGCCCAUGGGUCCUUCUUUGCCCAGACUGACGAGGGAUCGGCAGCAGCCUUGAACUCCUUGAUGUCGAACCCGGUGGGGUUUCGCUCCGGCAUUGUGGGCUAUGAGGAGCCUCUGCCCGAGAUUUCCACAGCUCAAACAACUGCUGUCGACAGGAGGGAGGGAGCAAAAGCCACCGACGAGGAAUGCGGAGAGAGAAGGGCGAAGGCAGGACGUUUGAAGCUGUCCAGGAAUGGGCUUGGCGGCGGUCCCGUGAGGCCGGGCGCUAAACCCAAUCCAGCACUGCUGAAGUCUGCGACUCGCCUGCCGCCCAAGUUGCGAAACUACGGUGUUGGUUCAGCUUCUGUCUGGCAGACAGUGGAUAUCGUCCUCGGUCGGAAAGACUGGUCAGCUGCUCCACCCUUAUUCAUGACUGAUCCCGUCGCCAACCCCUCCGCAGACGAGAGACUGCAAGCUCAUCUGCAGCAACAACAAUCACAACAACACCAUGCAGCGCACGCUCAAUCCGCCAAUACCGGUCUUCCUCCCCCUUCACUCGGUGGUCACCCCGGUUUCGCCGCGGCAAACUCGAACUCGAACGUAAACCCCUUCUCUCUCAACCAGGCAGCGAUGGCAAACGGCGUUUCGGUAGGAGGCUUUGCUGGAGGCGGCGCUGGUGAUGGUGGAGGGGGCACAGGGUUAGCCAGUCAUGCUGCGCAGAUGGGCUUCGUGAGAGGCGCACAGAUGCAGCAACAGCAACAGCUCCACCAAGGGCAAGAUGGGCGGUUGAUGGUAGAGGGGAAAUCUGCGAUCAAGACGCGGAUACGUGAUGUGUGGAAACAUAACCUGGCACAAGAGAUGGCUGUGUUAAGGCGGUUGGUCGAGAAGUAUCCGUACAUCAGCAUGGACACAGAGUUCCCCGGUAUUGUCGCCCGUCCCAUCGGGUCUUUCGCGAACAAAGCCGACUAUCAUUACCAGACCCUGCGCUGCAACGUCGACCUCCUAAAGAUGAUCCAGCUGGGCAUCACGUUAUUUUCUCCUGAAGGAGAACUCCCUCCAGCUACGCCAAACGAGGCUAACGGACAGGGAUACGGCAACAACUACGCUCCGGCGCCCUGCACGUGGCAAUUCAAUUUCAAAUUCUCUUUGGAAGAAGACAUGUACGCGCAGGAGUCGACGAGCAUGCUAGCCAAAGCCGGGAUUGAUUUUGCCAUGCAUGAGAAGAAUGGUAUCGACCCAUUCGAGUUUGGCGCCUUGCUGAUCAGCUCGGGCCUUGUCCUGGUGGAUGAUGUCCACUGGAUUUCCUUCCACUCCGGCUACGAUUUUGGCUAUCUGAUGAAGAUCAUGCUCUGCAAGCCUCUUCCUGAAGAUGAGGAGACGUUCCACAAACUGCUGAAAAUCUUCUUCCCUUCACUAUACGACAUUAAAUACCUUAUGAAACACGCCGGACGGAAUCAGGCUGUCAACGACUCUCCGCUGACUCCGGCAGCUGCUCAGAUCAUUGCCAACCUGGGGCAGAAGUCGGGUCUGCAGGACAUUGCGGACGAGCUGGGCGUCAAGCGCGUGGGUAUUGCUCACCAGGCGGGCUCGGACUCGCUUGUCACGGGAGAGAUCUACUGGAAGAUGCGUCAGGUUGUGUUCAACGGCACCAUCGACGAGGCCAAGUAUUCGGGACAAGUUUGGGGAUUGAACGGCCAGUUACCCGCGGUGACGUAUCACAACACCAACAACAGCAACAGCAACAACAACAACAACAACCAGGCGCAGCAGACUCCCAAUCUGAACGGGGCAACCAUCUAUUCGAAUGCUGGCACGCCCAGUACGCCAAACAACGCGUCGAACGCAACAGGAAAUCAGACACCCCAGCAGCAAGGUCAGUCCGGCGCGGGGGCUCUCACUCCUGGAGGUGGUGGAGGGGUGUUUGGGCAGUUCCAAAUGGGAAAGUCAUGA
Messenger RNA from Rasamsonia emersonii CBS 393.64, 2109 nucleotides. Its product is annotated as CCR4-NOT core complex subunit Caf1. The record is from RefSeq and is a predicted model, not a curated record. NCBI's taxonomy places the organism in Eukaryota, Fungi, Ascomycota, Eurotiomycetes, Eurotiales, Trichocomaceae. The transcript has 6 exons. Bases 1 to 2109 code for a protein of 702 amino acids. Gene Ontology annotation, molecular function: poly(A)-specific ribonuclease activity; nucleic acid binding. Gene Ontology annotation, cellular component: P-body; CCR4-NOT complex; CCR4-NOT core complex.